Cynara cardunculus var. scolymus (artichoke) is the source of this 1802-nucleotide messenger RNA. Its product is annotated as cytochrome P450 89A2-like. Bases 1 to 1554 code for a protein of 517 amino acids. The record is from RefSeq and is a predicted model, not a curated record. Gene Ontology annotation, molecular function: iron ion binding; heme binding; oxidoreductase activity, acting on paired donors, with incorporation or reduction of molecular oxygen, NAD(P)H as one donor, and incorporation of one atom of oxygen. Gene Ontology annotation, cellular component: membrane. Lineage: Eukaryota; Viridiplantae; Streptophyta; Magnoliopsida; Asterales; Asteraceae. The transcript has a single exon.
AUGGAAACCUGGUUCGUCAUCGUUGUUUCCCUCUGCGUCGCCGCCCUUAUUAGAUCCAUCCUCUUCCGCCGGAGCGCCGGCAAGAACCUACCACCAGGGCCGUCGUUCCUUUCCUCCAACCUCCUUCUGUUAACCAAUUCCCGCUUAAAGUUCGAACACGUCCUCAGAAAGCUCAAGUCCAACUAUGGACCACUCAUCACUCUUUCCAUCGGUUCCCGUCCUUCCAUCUUCGUCGGAGAUCAUUCUCUCGCCCAUCAAAUCCUUAUCCAGAAAGGCGCCGUCUUCUCCGACCGCCCUAAAACUUUCGCUCAGCGAAACAUCUCCUCGGCUUCCUACGGCCCUACUUGGCGGCUCCUCCGUCGCAAUCUCGCCUCGGAGGUUCUUCACCCCUCCCGCGUCAAAUCAUAUUCCUGGGCGCGAAAUUGGGUCCUUCAUAUUCUGAUUGGUCGCCUCCAGGAGCGGAAGAAGGCAGAGGCUGCCGGCGGAAUCAAGGUGGUCGAUCAUUUCCAGUUCGCCAUGUUCUCCCUGUUGGUCCUGAUGUGCUUCGGAGAGAAGCUUGACGAACGACAAAUCAAUGAAAUCGCUAAAGUUCAGCGUGAAAUGCUGUUGAUGGUCGGCUCCGGCCGGUUUACCGUUCUCACUAUGUUCCCAAAAUUGGGGAAGAUAUUGUUCAAAAACAGAUGGAAAGAAUUCGAAAAAUUGCUCGAGGAUAAAGAACAAGUGUUGAUUCCGUUAAUUAAAUCUCGAAUCGAAGCAUCCAAUUCUGUUCCCCAAUCAGGAAACGACCAAAUCGUGGCAUACGUUGACACACUGGUGAAUCUACAGCUUCCGGAGGAAGAAACCCACACCGGAAAUGGCGGAAAGCUCACCGAGAAAGAAAUGGUAAGCAUGUGUAGCGAGUUCCUUAACGCCGGCACAGACACCACCUCCACCGCUCUACAAUGGAUCAUGGCCAAUCUCGUGAAGCAUCCCCACAUUCAGAAUAAGCUCUAUGAUGAAAUCAUUACAGUAGUCGGACCACCACCUCCACCGCCACCACCAGGGGAGCAACCAGAAUCCAUCAUCAACGACGAGGACUUACAGAAAAUGCCAUAUCUGAAAUCGGUGGUUUUGGAAGGUCUCCGGAGACACCCACCGGCCCAUUUCGUGUUACCUCAUAGGGUGACAAAGGAGAUAGAGCUAGGAGGGCACAUGAUUCCAGAGGGUGCCACCAUUAAUUUCUUUGUGGCUGAUAUGGGUUGGGAUCCAAAGGUGUGGGAUGAUCCGAUGGAGUUCAUACCAGAAAGAUUCUCGACCAUUAAUGGUGUUUUUGAUAUAACUGGAAGUAAAGGAAUCAAGAUGAUGCCAUUUGGUGUUGGAAGAAGGAUCUGCCCUGGCUCUGAUUUGGCUCUGCUUCAUUUAGAAUAUUUUGUUGCCAAUUUGAUAUGGUUUUUCCGGUGGACUCCUCCGGAUGAUUAUGAUGUUGAUCUCUCCGAGGAGGUCGAGUUUACUGUCGUCAUGAAGAACCCUCUGAGAACACAGAUCUCUUCUAGGGCUGAACAAAGAAGCAUUUGAGGGUCGGUAUAUACAUACAUCAUACGGAUGUAUAACCCUAAAAUAAGAACACCCUUCAUACAUGAAUUACUCUUUGUAAUGUGAUCUAUUUGGUAUGUUGAUAUGCAUGUGUUUUGGUUUAUCUUGAAGGAGUCAUAUAACACAUCAUGUGCAAUGGUUUUCAUUUGGGUAAUUUCUAUCGUUUGCCCAUUAUUCUUUUUUAUGUUUGGCUUCUUUUGAUUAAUGGGAUGAUUACUUCAUGACUAGCU